CAAACUGAAUUACGGGGGUCUCCUUUUGUUGGUCCAUAAUGACGAGACUAUCCCCACGCUGCCGUGUCCACUGCUCCACCGCUUCUCUUCCUUGUGGCUUGAGCUGCUCCACAAAUAACACGCCAAUCUCAUUCCUUUGAUUUUUCAACUUUCAACGUCAAAUUUCGAUUCAGUAAAAUUUCAGUUCCUAACGCACUCGCUCGCAGGUUCAUUACUUGGCCAGACAGACAGACAAAAAAAUGUUACGAUAACGUGUUGCGCUUGUUGUGGGUUUGGAAUUGGAUUCAUUCAAACGAGUUAACAACAUGCUCAGAUCACUGCCGAAGCUCUCACUCCUCUUUUCCUCAGCUAGGAAUCCCCAUUAUCUGGCAAGUGUUCAGCGUUUCAUAUCUGUAGGGAGAAGAGCAGCUUCAAGAGUCAAGAUUGGAGUGGCAAGCACUGUUCCUAUACGAUCCAUGUCUACUUCAACAAUUUCAUCAGCAAUUACAUCAGAAACGGCUGCAGAAGAUCAAGUUCAAAGGGUUAACCUACUAAGAUCAACUGAUGACAAUUAUGAUGGUGUUAUUGUGGAACUGGAUCAGCCUAUGGAUUCUACUACGUUCAUCUCGAUCCUUAGAGCUUCAGUUUCUCAUUGGAAGAAGCUGGGCAAGAAGGGUGUUUGGAUAAAGUUACCUAUUCAUUUAGUCAAUCUGGUUGAAGCUUUAGUUAAGGAGGGUUUUUGGUAUCAUCAUGCAGAACCAAAAUAUUUAAUGCUUGUAUAUUGGAUUCCAGAAAGUCCAAGUACUAUUCCUGCAAAUGCCACACACAGGGUGGGCAUUGGUUCAUUUGUCAUGAAUGAAAAACAAGAGGUCCUAGUUGUUCAAGAGAAUAGUGGACUAUUUCAAGGAACUGGAGUCUGGAAAUUCCCUACUGGAGUUGUUGAUCAGGGAGAAGAUAUUUGUGUAGCAGCAGUAAGAGAGGUCAAAGAAGAAACAGGGGUUGAUUCAGAAUUUGUGGAAGUAUUAUCAUUCAGACAAAGUCAUAAUUCGUUCUUUGAGAAGUCAGACUUAUUCUUCGUGUGCAUGUUGCGGCCUCUUUCUUCUGACAUCAAAACACAGAGACUAGAGAUUCUGAAUGCACAGUGGAUGCCAUUUGAGGAAUAUGCAGCUCAGCCAUUCAUCCAAAAGAGUGAGCUUUUGAAGUACAUAAAUGAUACAUGUUUGGCAAAGAUGGGUGGACAAUACUCUGGAUUUUCUUCUGUACCUACGUCAUCAAACUUUUCUGACCAAAAGAAUUACUUGUACUUGAGUGCUGGGGCCUUAAAGAGCUCCUAUUCUUCAUAAGCAUCAUCAAAGGGUACACAACUAGAAAGGACAUUCAAUUAAUUUGUAUUAUUUGAUUCAUUAUGUGAACAAUGUCUGUCUUCAAGAGGGAAGUUAAUGUAAUUUUACCAUAAGUAUAGGCUUUGCCAUUUGAAAGCAAAUUCAGUGAUAAGAACAUUUAGUUGCUGUCAAGGACGGUUAGAGAAAAGUUAGACAUUCAA
Molecule: messenger RNA, 1522 nt
Organism: Glycine soja
Lineage: Eukaryota; Viridiplantae; Streptophyta; Magnoliopsida; Fabales; Fabaceae
Product: nudix hydrolase 2-like
Exons: 9
Coding region: 306-1322 (338 amino acids)
Molecular function (GO): NADH pyrophosphatase activity; NAD binding; ADP-ribose diphosphatase activity
Source: RefSeq, a predicted model, not a curated record